Molecule: messenger RNA, 8896 nt
Organism: Podarcis lilfordi (Lilford's wall lizard)
Lineage: Eukaryota; Metazoa; Chordata; Lepidosauria; Squamata; Lacertidae
Source: the annotation of a GenBank genome assembly
AUGGAGCAAAACUGGAGCCCUGGAGGUUCCCAAUCUGGUGAUCGGUACUUAGCGCUUCAAGCAACAGAUUUCACUGUCAGGGCAAAUGCCACUGGAAAGAACGGAUAAGCUUGGGAUCCCAAUCCCACCCGUGUUGGAGAAGCAAGGAAACCAAGUCCUGUGAGAAGCAGCUGAAAGAGCAGGACAGUUUAGCCAGGUGAAGACAAAAUGAAGAGGAGGCGCCACAGCACCCUUCAAAUAUUUGAAAGGGUCGUCACACAGAAGAUGGGGCAGACUUGAUGGCUCUCCCUUUGUGGAAUGUGUUAUGUACUGAAGUUCUCACCCUGGGCCAGCAGGGGGAUACUGUAGAUAGUUAUGCAAAUGAAGGAUCGAAAAGUGACAUUCAGUGAUUGGAUAGUUUUGUAUGCAAAUGAAGGAUCGAAAAGUGACGUUCAGUGAUUGGAUAGUUUUAGAAAAUGGCAACAGUUACAUUGUUCUGGAGCUCUAUAUAAGCAGGCUGACUGAGCUCCUCAGCUUAGUUCUGUUCCAGCUUACAAAAUAAAGAGCUGCUUUGGAGAAAUCGCUGUGUCGUCUGCUAUGUCAACCCACAACUUAACAGAAUGCUCUCCCCAGAGAAGCUCGUCUGGUGCCAUUGAUACAUAUCUUCAGGCACCAGACAAAAAUAUUCCUUUUUAACCAGGCCUUUGGCUUUUAACUAUCUAUGGCCUAUGGGUGGAAUGUUUCAACAUAUCCUCCCCAAUUUUAAUCUAUGCAUUAUUAUUUUGGGGCAAGCCAUUUUCUAAGUAGCUUUGAGCUGCCAUACCAGAAAAAACGACUAAGAAAUUAAUAAGUGGUCCAAAGGCAACAGCUGUUGGACAGCGGAUCAGACUCUCUUUCUCCACCAGCAGGGAUGCUGUGGCUGUUAAGUUUACUGCAUUGAGCAGGGGUCACUAGAUGAUCUCCAAGGACUGUUCCAGCUCUAAAAUCCAGUUCUUCGACUGACAAAGUCGCUGCUCAGGAGAGCAAGCAACUGGAUUCAGGUUUGCUUCUUUUUAGAAGCAGUUCUGCUGCAUCACAGUGGCAGAAAUCUUUAAUUCCCUUUAAUUGCACAGCUCCAUGUUUCCUGCAAUGUGCUUCCUUCCUAUCAAAUACCAUCUAUCUAGAGACACCUGUAUGCCUCGUUCCUUGAUGAAAAGAUUUUUAAAGUUUCACCUGCUCCUCCCUGUUAUCUCUAUAGGCUAUCUUGAGUUCAAUUUCUUGGUAACGCCAGAGCGUGACAUGACCUGGGGAAACUGGCUUUUGUCAAGUGGCAUAUCACAGGGUAGCGUAAGCAAGCAACAAACAAGCAAACAGGCAUAUAUCCCUUUGGAGAGGGGUAUGGAAAGACCUUCACUAAGGGGAGAACACAGGACAAGAGACCAAGGGAGGUCAUACUGUUACGUGCAGCCCAGUCUCAAAUAGGUGAGAGAGUUCACGGGUGGCAGCAGUUUUUUAUUUUCUUGGAAUAAAACUCAUUGGAGGCUGUGGUGUCUUUUGUGUAUAUAUGGCUUUAUUUAUACACAUCUAUACAGUCUGAACAGAGGGAUGCGGUAGCGCUGUGGGUUAAACCACAGAGCCUAGGACUUGCUGAUCAGAAGGUCGGCAGUUCGAAUCCCCAUGACGGGGUGAGCUCCCAUUGCUCGGUCCCUGCUCCUGCCUACCUAGCAGUUCGAAAGUACAUCAAAGUGCAAGUAGAUAAAUAGGUACCGCUCCGGUGGGAAGGUAAACGGCGUUUCUGUGCACUGCUCUGGUUCGCCAGAAGCGGCUUCGGCAUGCUGGCCACGUGACCCGGAAGCUGUGCGCCGGCUCCCUCGGCCAAUAAAGAGAGAUAAGCGCCGCAACCCCAGAGUCGGCCACGACUGGACCUAAUGGUCAGGGGUCCCUUUACCUUGAAACAGUCUGAACAUAAGAGAGAAGGACUCAUAGCAUUGGCACUCCAAUAAAUCUUGCUUUCCUGUUAAGUUUUCAGGGACAUCCUCCCCAAUCUAUACUUUUGGUUGUAGCAAAGAGAGCAAAUUAAGCCUCUCUGUCUUCCCUACUUUGGAUGUGACUAGCCUGAACUAGGCCCUGGCCUAUUGCUCUCCUUCCCCUGGAAUUACGUAUAUGGCAUACAACCGGAUGUGGAGGAGGCCUGCCUACUCCUCCAGAAGGUACUGCUAGCUGGUUGUUUCUAUGGCAACACAUCUUUACUUGUCCAACUCUUUAGACAUGUAAAAAAAGAGGGUUUGACAGGCUUAGCUGGGGCCAUUAACUUCACCAUGAGACUGGUCUCACCACUGCAGCAGCUCCUUCCACCACAGAACCCCGCCCCACAGAUACGAAGCCACAGGCUUGGAUGGGACCCACAGAUAUCAUCCCAAAUCAUCACUACCUCCCAUUCUAUAGCAAUGCAAUCAAAUGAGUGCAGCUAAUAUGUGGGGUUUGUGAAAGGAUCACAGCACCGCUUAGCAGAGCUCCUCAUUUUUAUGCAGGAAGCUCCUGGUGAUGGGAAAGACUGACUACUGCCCUGGAGGUACCACAUCAGAGUCGGCCAUCUUGGUCUGGCUCCGGUUAAGGCAGCACCACACAUUCCUAGUUUCUUGAAUCCUCGCCUUUGUUGGAACAACACAAGAGCCUUUGUUCUGGGCAGAUUUAUUUUGGUCAUUCGCAGCCUACAUGUGAAAAGAACGUGCCAGCUGAUGGGUGGAUCUUUCCUCACAUUUCUACUUCCCUUUUGGGAAAGGGCUGCAGCUCCGUCAGAAGAGCAUCUGACUUGUGUGCAGAACGUCUCAGGUUCAAUCUCCAGUUAAAGCUGGGAAAUGGCCCUGCGUGAUGGCCCUGGAGAGCCAUCAUUGUACAGCUGGACCAGUGGCCUGACAGAGUUUAAGGCAGCUGCCUAUGGACCAUUUCCCCAAAGGCCCAGAAGUCCGUAUUAACUUGCUACUCUAAUUCUCCAGGCCAGAGGUUUUCAACCUUUUGGGGUCCACAGCUCACUGCAUUCUUUCUGUGGCACCCCGUGGGGCUCAGGAGCCCAGUUGUGUCACCCUUGCCUGCAGACCUGGCAGCCUCUCACCCUUUUCCGAACACCCUCCCUUGGGGUCCUCCUCUCCUCUCCCUUCUUUCCUUGGGAGUCCUCUGGGCAGCUGCUGCUGCUGCAACAAACAGCUGUGCAAGCCUUUGGGAGGCAGAGACUUGAGAGGGCAUCAGAGGAGGGAGGGAAGGAAAGAGGGACAGAGGCCAGUGUUGCCUGCAGCACCCUUGACCAUCAGUCAAGGCACCCCAGGGUGCCACAGCACACGGGUUGAAAACCACUGCUCCAGGCUCAAGUCCCUUCCUGAAGAAGUCUCUCUCUCUCUUCUCUACACACACACACACACACACACACACACACACUCCAUGCUUGUUUCCUCAGAAGUAAGUCCUACUGUGUUCAGUAGGGCUUCCUUGUAGGCAAGUGUGCUGCCACAGCUUCUAUGCUGAGGUGGGGAACCAUUUUUCCAGCCCGAGGGCCACAUUUCCAUCUGGGAAACCUUUUGAGGGCCACACGCCAGAGAUAAACACAGACGGAGCGGCAAAUGUAAAUUUUGCCUUUAGGGGUCAUAGGGACAGAAGUCCCUUCGAAAGAUGAUUAAGUUGUUUAUAUAUGUUACAACGGCAGCUAGGAUUCUCUGUGCACAAAAAUGGAAAUGAGCAGAGAUACCCACUCAAGAAGAACGGAUAAGCGAGGCGAUGGAUUGCGCAGAAUUGGCAAAGCUAACAGCUAAAAUAAGAGAACCUAAUGACGAAGGUUUUGUGGAAGAACGGAAACCCAUUUCGGAUUAUUAAAGAAGUAUUAUUAUAUGAUGAACGUGUGAGCAGGAUUUGAACUAUGAGCAACAGACGGGAUCUAAGAUUCCAGCAGUUUUGUUAAGGUUUAGGAGAUAGUAGACAGGAUGCAGCAGAGGGAGAGGAACAGAAACACCAUGGAAAAGAGGAAGGGAAGUUGGGGCAGAGUUUUUAUUGAAAUGUAUGUGUGAAAUUCGUGGGGGGGCCCCCCCAAACUUUUACCCUCUUGCACCCCCAGUCUAUUCUUGAUCCAGGCAAGCAAGAGGCCUUAUGAGAGUUCAAAGAUACAUUCCCAGCUGGGCAAAACAACAGUCAAGGAAGGGUGCCAGGCAGGGCCAAUAAGGAUGUAGCCAGGGAGAGUUCUGAGGGCCACAUAGAGAAGGUUGGAGGGCCCCGUUUUGCCCCAAGUUUCCCACCUCUGCUCCAUGAGGAGGAGCUUUUGUUGACUUCGGCUCCUCCACAUGGAGGACUACGACUCCCAUCACCAAGGGCUAAUGGGAACUGGAGUCCAAAACAUCUGGAGGGCACCAGGUUGGCUGACGCAGAGAAGACGGCAGUCUAAUUUGAGAAAGCAGAGGAAGUCAAAGCCAGAGGGUGGGGAGAAGGGUGGUCCAUCAGGGGGAUGUUGAGGGCCCACAUCCAUGCAGCUGUGUGGAGGCGUUAGCUCUGGCAGCUAUUCCCAUCUCUCUCGGGAGUUUCAUUUCAGCUUUCCCUUUGUCUGCAGCCGGCCUGUUCCGUGCAGGGGACUUUCUGAUAAUGUGGAACCAAAAAACAACCCCUUUCCCCCCCUAAAGCAGAACACAAGAGGCAGAACAGAUUGAAGAGGACGAAGGAGAAGACGGUGGACAAACAGAAGAACUGAAGUGUCAAGUCGACUCUAGAGGAAAAGGUAAAAUUAAAACAGGCAGCAACAGAGUUAUAUUUUAUGCUUCUCAAGGGGCCUUUUUAUCGUUGGAGACAAAAGUGGAUGUUUCGUCUCUGCACACAUGGGGGAAGUGAGUGCAGGCGGGAAACGAAAAGGCUGUCAAAGGCAUUGUGUUGGGGGGGGGGCCUGAAAAUGAUGAGUGGUUGCUUAAACAGGGACUGUUAGGGGCCGUCCUCAAAGGGCAACACAGGGAAGUGAGUGUGGCCCUCCCAAAUGGCCACUGUCAGGGAGGCUCUUGCAGGACUAGUCUUGCUAACUUGCCUGCAACCCCACAGCUCCAUGGCCAAAUCCUCAGCCCUUUGCAGCCCUGCUUCCUUCUUCCUAGAGAACCCAGGAGUCCGGCUUUCUACCUUAACCCUGUCCUCAUACAGAUUUCAGGAAUCCGAAGACAGAACCCAAUUCUGAAAAGACACAGGCUUGGCUUAAUUUAAGCCUAGGCUUAGCCCCAGAAGAACACACACACACACACACACACACACACACACACACACACACUCUCUCAGUGUUCAGUGCCAGGGCUUAAGUCCUGGAACAAAAUGAAUGUUUCUGAGCAUGUGUUGAGUGCUUUUUACUCCCUGCUGAAUAAUAAUAAUAAUAAUAAUAAUAAUAAUAAUAAUAAUUUAUUAUUUAUACCCCGCCCACCUGGCUGGGUUUCCCCAGCCACUCAAGGCGGCUUCCAACUGAACAUUAAAAACAAUACAGCAUUAGACAUUAAAAACUUCCCUAAAGAGGGCUGCCUUCAGUUGUCUUUUAAAAGUAAAAUAGUUGUUUAUUGCCUUGACAUCUUCUGGGAGGGCGUUCCACAGGGCAGGCGCCACUACCAAGAAGGCCCUCUGCCUGGUUCCCUGUAACCUUACUUCUCGCAAUGAGGGAACCGCCAGAAGGCCCUCGGCGCUGGAUCUCAGUGUCCGGGCUGAACGAUGGGGGUGGAGACGCUCCUUCAGGUCUACUGGACCGAGGCCAUUUAGGGCUUUAAAGGUCAGCACCAACACUUUGAAUUGUGCUCGGAAACGUACUGGGAGCCAAUGCAGAUUUCUCAGGACCGGUGUUAUGUGGUCCCGGCAGCCACUCCCAGUCACCAGUCUAGCUGCCGCAUUCUGGAUUAAUUGCAGUUUCCGGGUCACCUUCAAAGGUAGCCCCACGUAGAGCGCAUUGCAGUAGUCCAAGCGGGAAAUAACCAGAGCAUGCACCACUGGUGAGACAGUCCGCGGGCAGGUAAGGUCUGCAGCUAGACUCCUGGCAGCCUGCAUUAGGAUGAGAAGGGAAGAACUGGAGUGUUUGUUGCAGAUGAUGAUUUUUCAUAAGACCCUGGAGUUUUCUGGGUCUUGUUUUAUAGGGUAAAACCCAAGAGAUAUUUGGAACCAGGUUUACUGGAUAAAGGUCUUUGUGUCUUAUAUAACAUAAUAGAAUUGUUAGAAGUAUGUGUCUGAACCCACAUGCGUGUACAUCACUCACAUGUAUUCAUACACACACUUUUAAAGAGGUUUGCGAUAUUUUGUUGUAAUUAUAAUGUGCAUCUGUUUUUUGAAUAUGUGCGUCACCCUUAACCGUACGCCCACAAGAAAUUCUUAUACAAAGGAAUAAAGAAAGCUUGUUUUAUUCUAUGAAAUGAAAGCAACAGAAUAACAGCAAAGUUACAAUUUAAGCAGGCAGCAAAUCCCACAACACAAACCUUGAACUAAAGAGGGGGAGAAUGCCUACAUAUUCUCAAAAGCCUACAGAAGUGAGCAUGAAAAAAUUGUCCCAGAACUCACACUUCUUAAUAAAAGUUAAGAAAUGCCACUGACUACAAAUCUUAGGGUUCCUUACAGCCUUUUCUUCAUUUUGAAAGGAAAGGGCCCUUCGGAUGAGCAAUUCUAUCGCCUUUUCCUUGCAAUUCCUGCUCAGCUUCAUCUCUCCCAUCUUGCAAAUUAAUUGUGUUAAAGAAAACCACCUGGUGGGUGUUGGCUAAACCAACCGGGCAUCCUUUGUUUGCUUGCUGCCUUCAAACCAUCUCACCUUUAUCUUGAUGGCCCCAUUCAGGUGGUGAAUAGACUACACUGGCAACUAAAUUUACACAUGCUCACCUUUAUGCAAGGUGUGAGGAACACAAUAUGUUUCCUGAAUGCCUUCAGGACAUGGUUUGAGACCAGGCUGGUACCAGGGUCGCAAAAGUUCAUGAUGGAGGGUCUCCUGUCAUUUUAGAGUUAUGUCAGUUUUCUUGCCUGUGCUAUGAUCUAAACCACAGAAUAAGUUCAGAUUGACACACGAUCCUAUUCACAGUUUGAAGUGCUUUAAAUAAUAUUUGGAGGAUAUCUGGCUGGUGUAGAUACCGGCAGGAGAAACGGGGCAGAGUCCAAAGAAAGGUAAAACAGAGAUUUAACACAUAGAUUAUGAUUAAUAACAGUAAGAUAAUAAUAGCCCAACCUACAGGUGAGAUGCAGGGUCAAUCUUGUUGGAAAUCCUUCAUUUUAAAGUGACGCCUUGAUAAUAAUUUACCAUCUAAAAGCCCUAGAGCAGGUGUGGGAAACGUUUGGCCUUCCAGAUGUUGCUGAACUACAACUCCCAUCACCCCUUCCCAUUGGCCAGGCUUGCUGAGGUUGCGGGAGCUGUAGUUCACCAAUAUGUGGCGGACCAAUGGCUCCACACACCUGUCACAGAACAGUAGUACAGGUACUUAAAAGGACCGGGGCACUAAAUAGUCUAAAGAAAUUUCAGUAGUUAAGGGUGGGAGUGGAUGAUCCUGGAAAGAAGCUGGACCAAAUUCUGUAGACUCACCACCCCAAUGUGCCUGGAAAAAUACUUGCCACCUCCCCCCCCCCCCCGUGCCUCUCAUAGGUGUGGUACAGGUGCAAACCCAACAGGUUAGGCCUUUCCUAGCAUAAAGAUGCUGUAAUGGGGAAAACGUCAUUUGAUGAAUUUCUGUACAGUGGUACCUCAGGUUACAUAUGCUUCAGGUUACAUACGCUUCAGGUUCCAGACUCCACUAACCCAGAAAUAGUGCUUCAGGUUAAGAACUUUGCUUCAGGAUGAGAGCAGAAAUCGUGUGGCGGCAGCGGGAGGCCCCAUUAGCUAAAGUGGUGCUUCAGGUUAAGAACAGUUUCAGGUUAACAACAGACCUCUGGAACGAAUUAAGUACUUAACCCGAGGUACCACUGUAUUAUGUAUUUGUUAAAUGCACAAAGGCCCUAAAAACCAGUUUUUAAAAAUGUACAUGUAAAAAAAGGUAAAAAAAGAAGAAGCAGUGCCCUCCAUUCAAAACAAAACAAAAAGCCUAUUUGCCAUUCUGAACUCUCUCAGGCCUCUGAAGACCACAGAGCAACCAACUUUUGCGCAAUAAUGUUUAGAAAGGAAACUCAUCUUCCUCUCAUCUCAUCUCUUCCCUUCUCUCAGCAGAUGGCUGCUGUGGUCGCUGGUCUGGCUCGGCUCCUACAGCCAGCCAUGAUGUUCCCUGGAGGUGAGCCUGGCUGUCGAGGCCUGGCCCCCUGGUAUCUCCUUCUGGGGCUACGGCUGGUGGCCCUUUUCAUCGCCGACGGGCCCUGGUCCUCUCCCAGCCCCGACCUGGUCUGCAACUGGACCUCGGUGGAGGCGGACAGUCGGCCUUUCUGCAGCGCACUGUGCUUCAACCACCACUUUCCUGCUCCCGUCUCCUCUGCGUGGGGUUUUGCCUUUUUGGCUGCCCUGCUCCCAGUGGGGCUAAUGGGGCUCGUAAGGACUGGAUCCAAGCACCGGAGAAAGGCGGCAAAGGAAGGAGACGAGGAGCUCACCGACAUCACUAGUGUGAGCCACGACAUGGCCGCCGGAUCCAGCAUGGCUCCCAGAACGAUUCCUUUGCCCAACAUGGUUCCAUCGGAACCCAAGAUGUCCCCUCGUUGCACCUGGCCCUCGGCGGCCUUCGCUUUGUGCGUGUUUCUCCUCCUGGCCACGGAGCUGGGCUUCUUCUGGGUUGUGAUAUUUCUGCAGAUCCCAUCAGUGCUUCGCACAACCUUCUUAUGCCUUCCAGGAGCACACUCCUGCCCCGAGGCACUCGAAUGUGCCCUGGCAGGCCAAGCCGACAAGCACAUGGCACUGUGGACGUUGGCUUUCACAGCUAUUGUCAACAUGGCGGCUUGCCUGGCCUACCUUCUCCUGACUCUAGGGAGGGCUUUCCGGUGCCACAGAGGAAAAUAA